This is a messenger RNA of Poecilia latipinna (sailfin molly), 5529 nucleotides long. Its product is annotated as myelin transcription factor 1-like protein. The transcript has 23 exons. Gene Ontology annotation, biological process: regulation of transcription by RNA polymerase II. The record is from RefSeq and is a predicted model, not a curated record. Bases 133 to 3744 code for a protein of 1203 amino acids. Gene Ontology annotation, molecular function: RNA polymerase II cis-regulatory region sequence-specific DNA binding; DNA-binding transcription factor activity, RNA polymerase II-specific; zinc ion binding. Gene Ontology annotation, cellular component: nucleus. NCBI's taxonomy places the organism in Eukaryota, Metazoa, Chordata, Actinopteri, Cyprinodontiformes, Poeciliidae.
UCUGAAGGCAGCCAUCUUGUCUCCUCAGGACAUGGCUCUGGAGGACGGAGUGUGACGCAUCGCUGGGCGUGAAGAGUCCUCAGCAUCAGGACCAGCAGCAGAAAGCGGACGGCCCACCGCAGCUACAGCCAGAUGGAGCCUAAUGUGGCUGAGAAACGCCAUCGUACCCGGUCCAAAGGAGUUCGAGCCGCGGUGGAAGCAGUGACUCAGGAGUUGUUCAGCUGUCCGACCCCUGGAUGUGACGGCAGCGGCCAUGUCAGUGGGAAGUAUGCCAGACACCGCAGUGUCUACGGCUGUCCGCUGGCCAAGAAGAAGAGGACUCUGGACAAACAGACCCAGGAACCGGCGGCGAAGAGGAGGCCCUUCAUCGCUCCCUGCCUGGGAGAGGAAGAGGAGGAAGAAGAGCAGGGGGGCGGAGCCUUCAGGAGCUAUGAAACCAUGGAGGUAGGACAGGAGAGGAAGGAGCAGGGAGAGGAAGACGAGGAAGAAGAGUUCUCCGAGGACAACGAGGAGCAUGGAGAGGAUGAAGAGGAGAGGAUGGCAUUGGAGAGUACAGACACGAGAGGAAGAGGAGAACAAGUGGAGGAAGAGGAGGAGGGGAUGGACGAAGACGAAGAUGAUGGUGACGAUGAGGAAGAGCUGGAGGAUGAAGAAGAGGAGGAGGAAGGGGAGCGGACUCUGCUUCAGGAGAACCAGUACAAACCCAGCGGACAGUCAAAGCUCCUCCCCAUCCAGAAGGACAACAACAACAACAGCUGCGCCGUCGGAAACGCCCCCAGAGAGGAGUACGAGAACUACGACGAGCUGGUGGCCAAGUCGCUGCUCAACCUCGGUAAGAUCGCAGAAGACGCUGCCUACCAGGCCAUGACUGAGUCCGAGAUGAACAGCAACUCGUCCAACAGCGCCGGGGAGGAAGACGACGACGAUGAUGAUGAUGACGGCAGCGAGCCAGACGACAGGCAGGGCGACCUGAGCGUGGACCUGGACAGCGAUGUGGUCAGAGAGACUGUGGACUCCUUGAAGCUCCUGGCUCAGGGUCACGGCGCCAUGCUGCCUGAAGACGGAUACCCAGAGAGUGCUGUGGUGAAUGAUGGGCGCGGGCCGGGGGUCAGGGGUCAAACGGAGGGAGCUGGGGAGGAGGUAUGUCUCAGCAGUCUGGAGUGUCUGAGGAACCAGUGCUUUGAUCUGGCCCGAAAACUGAGCGAGACGCCUCCGUCGGACCGACCCCUCCUGCACAGUAACUACGUUCAACAAGCAGUGGACCAGCAGGUGCUGCAACACCUGAACAGGUACGACAGCUGUCCAACCGGAGUUCAGGAAGACGCCAGGCCGCUGGAGCGCAGCUACUCUGAAAUGUUGAAUCUGAUGAAGCUGGAGGAGCAACUGAGCCCAGCAUCCAGAGGCUACAGCUGCAGCCAGGAGGGUGACGAGGACACCACCUCUGUAGCCUCAGACCGCUCUGAUGACACGUUCGACAUGGCCAAGGGAAACCUGUCGCUGCUGGAGAAGGCCAUCGCCCUGGAGUCUGAGAGGGCAAAGGUGAUGAGGGACCGGGUGGUGCCUGAGCACGCCAUGCCCCGCCGGGACCAGCACAGCCCCAGGCUGAGCAUCGCUGCUGAGGAACGCAAGUCCAGGAUGCACCCGGACGGGCUGAAGAGGGCGUGCUACCCUAAAGAUUCUUCCAGAGGAGAGAAGAAGGAGAGCAAGUGUCCGACGCCGGGCUGCGACGGCACGGGUCAUGUGACGGGUCUGUACCCGCACCACCGCAGCCUGUCCGGGUGUCCUCACAAAGACCGGGUCCCGCCUGAAAUCCUUGCCAUGUAUGAAAAUGUGUUAAAGUGUCCGACUCCUGGCUGCUCUGGACGGGGGCAUGUCAAUAGCAACAGGAACUCCCACCGCAGUCUGUCCGGCUGUCCCAUCGCUGCUGCAGAGAAGAUGGCCAAGGUCCACGAGAAAACCUUCGCUGCCGACGCCGGCGCCAAGACCAAUCAGACGUCAGACAGAGUCCUCAGGCCGAUGUGUUUCGUCAAACAGCUGGAGAUUCCUCAGUAUGGCUUCAAGAACAACGUUCCCACCAGCACGCCGCGCUCCAACCUCACAAAGGAGCUGGAGAAAUACUCCAAGACCAGCUACGACUACGGCGGCUACGACGGCCAGCAGGCCGGCUACGGCAAGAGAGGCCCCGCCUCCAAGGCCCUGCAGGGGCGGGACCUCUCUCCGAAGGGAUACGACGCGAAGCGGUACUGCAAGACAUCGAGCCCGGCCAGCAGCACCACCAGCUACGCCCCCAGCAGCAGCAGCAGCCUGAGCGGCGGCGGCGGAGGGGGGGGAAGCAGCGCCAGCAGCACCUGCAGCAAGAGCAGCUUUGACUACACCCACGACAUGGAGGCCGCCCACAUGGCCGCCACCGCCAUCCUCAACCUGUCCACCCGUUGCCGGGAGCUGCCCAACGCCCUGGGCGCGAAGCCCCACGAGCUGCUGGCCCAGAGCCUGGGGACGGAGGACGACGGGCCGGCGGAGCCGUCCGGUGCGCCCGGCGGGCCGGAGGGCGGCGGCGCGGUGCUGACCCCGCUGCAGCCCAUGUCGCCGCAGCGCCAGGCUCUGCUCAGCAGCCGCUGCUUCCAGCUGGACGCCGACUGCUGGGAGCUGCCGGUGGAUUUCACCAAGCGGCCUGGAGACGAGCCGGAGCUCAGAGAGCAGAGUGACGAUCUGGACCCGUUCCAGGAGCUGCUGGAUGAGCCGCGGUACCCGGCCGAGGUGACGGCGCCGAGCCCCAAGCACCACAAGUUCCCGCCCUGCAAGGAGGGCAAGAAGGAGCUGAUGAGUCUGUCCAGCUGCCAGAUCGCUGAUAAGAACAUUCGUGGUUUGAUGUCGUCCAACUCGCAAGAACUCAAGUGUCCCACGCCGGGCUGUGACGGAUCGGGACACAUCACGGGGAACUACGCCUCCCACAGGAGUCUCUCCGGCUGUCCUCGAGCCAAGAAGAGCGGCGUGAAAAUCCUCCACAGCAAAGAGGAGAAGGACGAGCAGGAGCCCAUCAAGUGUCCGGUCCCCGGCUGCGACGGACAGGGUCAUGUGACGGGGAAGUACGCCUCCCACCGCAGCGCAUCAGGCUGCCCCCUGGCGGCCAAGAGGCAGAAAGACAGCUACAUGAACGGCUCGCAGUUCGUCUGGAAGGCUGGGAAGACGGACGGGAUGACAUGUCCGACGCCAGGCUGCGACGGCUCCGGACACGUCAGCGGCAGCUUCCUGACCCACCGCAGUCUCUCCGGUUGUCCCCGCACCUCCUCGGCCAUGAAGAAGGCCCGGAUGAGCAGCGCGGACAUGCUGACAAUCAAACAAAGAGCGAGCAAAGGAAUAGAAAACGAUGAAGAAAUUAAACAGCUGGAUGAAGAAAUCAAAGAUCUGAACGAGUCCAACAAUCAAGUGGAGUCGGAUAUGAUCAAACUGAGGACUCAGAUCACCACCAUGGAGACCAGCCUGAAGUCCAUGGAGGAGGAGAACAAGGCCAUGGAGCAGCAGAACGACUCGCUGCUGCACGAGCUGGCCAACCUGAGCCAGUCGCUCAUCCACAGCCUGGCCAACAUCCAGCUGCCCCACAUGGAACCGAUGAACGAACAGAACUUUGACUCGUACGUCAGCACUCUGACUGACAUGUACACCCACCAGGACCGGUACCAGAGCCCGGAGAACAAGGCGCUGCUGGAGAACAUCCGCCAGGCCGUCCAGGGGAUCCAGGUCUGACCGGAGCAGGAAGCCGGUUCCGGAGGAUCUGGACCCGGUUCCGCUCCUGUUUCUAUCCUCAUCAGUGUCUGGUUCUGUUCUCUUGGUUGGUGUUGCUUUGCUUUGGACUCAGACGUAUCUCGGUCCGACCCGGUCCGAUGUGGCGUCCCGCUCAUGGCUGCUCAUCCUUCUUUAACAUUGUUUACACCAAGACAAACUGGGCUGUACUGGUCAGACUGGGAGCCUGAACGUCUGGAAUCAGACUCUGACGUUCCGGAAAUCCUUCUGAACUUCUGCUGCAGAUCCCAUCAUCCCAUUGGGCCGCCUCCUUUCAGGCUUUUAUUUUGAAAUGCAAACGGCUGCAGGAAAUGUAGGAGACAAUCUGCCACCUGACUGGACAGUGGAGACCAGUGGAGACUUCCCAGUGGAGACCAGUGGGAGGAACUGAGUGGGAAUAUGCAAUUUCUUAUGAAUCAAGGAGCAACGAGCUGAAAGCUGUUUUUACUGACGAUUGAUGUUUGUAUGAAUCUUUUCCUACAUGGUGUUUUAGAGCCGCCUCUGUUCCAUGUUUAGGUGUUUUAUUCUGAGCUUCUGUGGAUCUACAGGGUCAAAAGUCCUCCAGAACCGGUCCGAUGGAGGCUUUGGGUCAGAACCGAUGGGACAUUUCCUCAUCACACCUCAUCAUGCAUGCACUUUAUGGAAGCACGUUCCAGUAUCGCCGCGCCAUUGGUCCAGUUCAUCCCUGAAAGGAAAACUCCGCCUCUCGCCUCCUUUUAUGGUCGGUACCAGGUGAACCCUGACCUCCAGGGUCGCUGGCUGAGGUUCUGCUGCUCAGCCCGGCCGGGUCCAGGAGGAACCUAUAGCUCCACCUGAUGGGAGCCGUUUGAAACGUCACAAACUGGCAGCAACAACUUCAGGUUAUUUAGUUUUUACAGGAAAGGAAUGGACUUCAGCUUCAAAGUCACAUUUUCACCCACAUUCAGAAAUGUCGAGUAAAAACUUGUUAAAUAUUUAGCUGGAAAUUUGUUGCUAACUAAAUGUUUAGCUUCAAGCUAUAUAUUUAGCUCACGAACUAAAUACCUCAUUAACUGUUGAGUUUGAAGCUAAAUAUUUAGCUGUUAGCUAAAUGUGGCGAAAUGUUUGGUUUGAAAUUGUGAUGUUAAUAGAUGAAUAACUCGGUGAAAAUAUAAAUUUAAAAGAUAAAAACAUCUUUUUCUGCUACGACUGACUAAAUAAUCCAAAUUAUUGCUGUUCAUUUUUCCGAACGGCCGCCUUUGUUCACGGCUUUUCUGGAAGAGAACCCAGAAGUAGAUCUCAGCUCAGUUCUAUAUAAUCCGAUCGGUUUUAUGAGAAGAACAAUAAUCCAUGCUUGGGAUUUCUUGGAUGCGUUUCCAGGAUUAAACGUUUCCAGCUGAAGGGACCUCGGCUGGGAUUAUCAUUCCCGUCUCUGCCUAAAAACAGGAAGCGGUGUCAUUCCCAGUAAGCCUGGGAGUUUUCCUGAAGGAAACGGAUCUGCGGCUUCCUGCUUUGGUUUUCCUGCAGAACGGAGGAGUUAAAGCACAAUUUAAAGAUGUGAACACGCCUGAAUGAAGAACCUCACCUGAAAUAAUCUUUUUAUAUCUUUGAUUUCUUUCUUCAUGUCAGACUUCCAGAAGCUUUUUUCCUACCAGACAGCAUGACUUCCUGCUGACACCUUCAAGGUCACCAGGUUCCGUUUCUGUUGAAUUGUGGAGUUUGUACAGUUUCUAUCAUGUUGGUGUUGCCAUCUGUUGCUCUGAAUAAAUCCUGUGUUGCAACACCUGCAAA